Gadus morhua (Atlantic cod) is the source of this 2483-nucleotide messenger RNA. It is a transcript of the gene lcp1, whose product is annotated as lymphocyte cytosolic protein 1 (L-plastin). The transcript is spliced from 16 exons. The record is from RefSeq and is a predicted model, not a curated record. Gene Ontology annotation, molecular function: actin filament binding; calcium ion binding. Gene Ontology annotation, biological process: actin filament network formation; actin filament bundle assembly. Bases 131 to 1993 code for a protein of 620 amino acids. Lineage: Eukaryota; Metazoa; Chordata; Actinopteri; Gadiformes; Gadidae. Gene Ontology annotation, cellular component: cytoplasm; actin filament; actin filament bundle.
GUCACUUCCGUCUUGGUAGGUCCUUAUAGAUACCCUGUAGCGCUCAGGGAGUGGGGAGACUGACCGAGCCAUCUUCAGACACAUACACAACUUCCCAGCACGCUCAGACCUGCAUCACUAGGCUCCAAACAUGUCGACGCCGGCCCCAAUUUCAGCAGAGGAGCAGGAGGAACUGAGAGAGGCCUUCGCCAAGAUCGACAUGGACAACAAUGGGUUCAUCUGCAAGAACGAGCUCCAUGAGCUCUUUAAGGCGGCCAACCUGCCGUUGCCGGGAUACCGCAUCCGAGAGAUGGUCCAGGAGCUGAUGAAGACCAGCGAACAGCUCACCUUCGACCAGUUUGCAGAGAUUGUUCAAGGGCUCAAGAGCACUGAAGUAGCCAAUACAUUCAGGAAGGCCAUCAACAAGAAGGAGGGAAUCAACGCCAUUGCCGGAACCUCCGAACAGUCUGGAACACAGCACUCUUACUCUGAGGAGGAAAAGGUGGCCUUCGUGAACUGGGUGAACAUGGCUCUUGAGAAGGAUCCGGACUGCAAGCAUCUGCUGCCCAUGGACCCCUCUAGCAACCAGCUGUUCACAGCUGUGGGGGACGGCAUCCUGCUCUGUAAGAUGAUCAACCUUUCGGUCCCGGACACCAUAGACGAGAGAACAAUCAACAAGAAGAAACUCACUCCCUUCACCAUCCAGGAGAAUCUCAACUUGGCUCUUAACUCCGCCUCUGCCAUCGGCUGCCAUGUGGUCAACAUUGGAGCUGUAGACCUGAAGGAGGGCAGGCAGCACCUGGUGCUUGGUCUGCUAUGGCAGGUCAUCAAGAUCGGCCUGUUCGCCGACAUCGAGAUCACCAGGAACGAAGCUCUGAUGGCCCUGCUACAGGAUGGAGAGAGUCUGGAGGAUCUGAUGAAGCUCUCCCCAGAGGAGCUGCUCCUCCGCUGGGCUAACUAUCACCUGGCAGAGGCCGGCUGCCCAAAGAUCAACAACUUCAGCUCGGAUAUCAAGAACUCCCAGGCCUACUACAGCCUCCUGAACCAGGUGGCACCCAAAGGAGAUGAAGAUGGCGUGCCAGCCAUCCCCAUCGAUAUGACAGGCCUCAGGGAAAAGGAAGACCUGAAGAGGGCGGAGUGUAUGCUGGAGCAGGCCGACAGGCUGGGCUGUCGCCAGUUCGUCACUGCGACCGAUGUGGUCCGUGGCAACCCCAAGCUGAACCUGGCCUACGUGGCCAACCUGUUCAACAAGUACCCCGCGCUGAAGAAACCAGAGAACCAGGACAUCGACUGGAGCUCUAUCGAAGGAGAGACAAGAGAGGAGCGGACCUUCAGAAACUGGAUGAACUCCUUAGGGGUGAACCCUCGCGUCAACCAUCUCUAUGUGGACAUCGACGACGCCAUGGUCAUCUUCCAGCUCUACGAGAAGAUCAAGGUCCCGGUGGAUUGGGAGAGGGUCAACAAGCCACCUUACUCCCGGCUCGGGGGCAAUAUGAAGAAGCUAGAGAACUGUAACUACGCGGUGGAGUUGGGCAAGAAGGAGGCCAAGUUCUCCCUGGUGGGCAUCGCUGGGCAGGACCUCAAUUCUGGGAAUCGAAAACUCACCCUGGCCCUCCUCUGGCAGCUCAUGAGAAGGUAUACCCUGAACAUCCUGGAGGAUCUGGGAGACGGGCAGAAGGUGACCGACGACACUAUCGUCUCCUGGGUCAACCAGACACUCUCAGAGGCUGGCAAGCCCACCAUCUCCAGCUUCAAGGAUGGCUCUAUCAGCAACAGUAUGCCGGUGCUAAACCUGAUCGAUGCCAUUCAGCCUGGGUCGAUCCGAUACGACCUCCUAAAGAUGGAAGAUCUGACUGAAGAGGAGAAACUGAACAAUGCCAAGUACGCUAUCUCCAUGGCGAGGAAGAUCGGCGCACGGGUGUACGCGUUACCUGAGGACCUAGUGGAGGUCAAGCCCAAGAUGGUGAUGACUGUGUUCGCCUGUCUGAUGGCGCGAGGCAUGAAGAAGGUGUGAGGUUAUCAUGUGAACAGUCUUGCCUGGACUGUUUUUACUAAUAAACAUAUCUAUAAUAUUAUAUAUGUUUAAACAUAUAUAUAUAUCAUACUAUACAUAUGAUUUCAUUAUGAUAUAUAAUGAUAUGAGAUCCGUCCUAGGCUCAAAAUGUGAAAUAUGGAAAAAUAUCUGACAGGAUCAAUAAGAUUAUUUUUUUAACUCGUACCAAAAGCAUUCUAUUCAAAGUGAGGUUUUUAUCAAUGUAGCUGAAUCAGAAAUGAACAACAAGUGUCUAGUGGUCAAUUCAUUAUGCAAUUAUGAAGUAGGUUUAGUUCAGAUAAUGCUGAAGAAUGCUGUCUCAACCGAAGUGAGAUUCUGAGAAUCUGAUCCAACUCACAAACAUUUUCCGGGAUUUGUCAAAAUAUAUGGUGUUAUUAUUGACUUAUUGUGUUUUCAAUCAGUAUUUUGCCAAAAUAUGUUCUGGGAAUAAACACUUUGUAUUCAAAAGUUA